This is a messenger RNA of Cuscuta europaea, 4526 nucleotides long. Lineage: Eukaryota; Viridiplantae; Streptophyta; Magnoliopsida; Solanales; Convolvulaceae. The record is from the annotation of a GenBank genome assembly.
GGGAUCUUGAAAUUAUAUUUGGAUUCUAGGGAGGGGCGUGGAAUAACAGUGAAUAUGCCAUGGGGGAGCCAAACACGGCAGUGUAAUUUCUUUGUUUAACCAUCUCCAAUCCAUUCCCUGUCGGCUUGUUCUCUUCUACCACACUCAUAAUCACCUUACUAAUCCCAGUAAACAUAAGCACAAACACAUUAUUAAUUAUUAAUAAUUUUAUGUGUCCAAAUAAAUUGCCUGCCGGCGUUAUUAAUACACCAUAAUCAUAAUGGGAAGUAGCGGGUAUUGGCUUUCACUAUAAAGCAGCUGCCCGCUCAUUGGCGUCAGAUUUUCCGGCAAGUUUACAGAUUUCCCCACCAUUCCACCACCCUGAUCUCGAUUGCUACGCUGCCCUUUACCUGGCAGCUGUAGCUUCUCUACUUUUUGGAAAAUUUACCCGCCCUCCUGUUCUUUUCUUGAUUGCCCGGCCAGUCUCAGCCGUUUUCCACCGCCGCAAGCGGCUGAGCACAUGAUCUUGUAGUCUAGUAGAGAAAAAGAGGAGCCUUGAAUGAACAGGGAGCUAAUCAAGGUGACAGAAAAGAUUCAACUUUGGCACCACUUUAGGUUACCCAAAGAAAAUCUAUGGAAUUUACAGCUUUCUUUCAACAUUCUCAAGAAGUUUGUAGGUAGCAGAAAGGCUUGUUUGUUGAGACCCCUUUGACUUGGGGGCUCAUUUAGGAAUUAGAGGCCUUUCCUGAGAAGUAAAGGCACAACACAGUACCAGUGAGUCUCUUCUUUUUUUACUGCGGUUGGAAAGUGUCUGAUUGAAGAAAGUAAAGAAGCUUUAGCAUAAAUUUCGGUUUCAUCAUAUUCUUUUUUCCAGAAAUGAAGAUUCCAUCGAAUGGGUAUAUUGCAAAUCCAGGGGAAGGAGAGAGAAAGUUGAUAAAUUCAGAGUUGUGGCAUGCCUGUGCCGGUCCAUUAGUUUCUCUGCCAGCUGUGGGAAGCCUUGUGGUGUACUUUCCGCAAGGCCACAGUGAACAAGUAGCAGCAUCAAUGCAAAAAGAGACUGAUGGAAUUCCAAACUAUCCAAACCUUCCCUCCAAAUUGAUCUGCAUGCUUCACAAUGUCACCUUACAUGCUGAUACUGAAUCUGAUGAGGUGUAUGCUCAGAUGACUCUUCAACCUGUAAACAAAUAUGAUCAGGAAGCUUUGCUUAUAUCAGAUAUGGGCUUAAAGCAAAACAGGCAACCUUCUGAGUUCUUCUGCAAGACACUGACAGCUAGUGAUACUAGCACUCAUGGUGGUUUUUCAGUUCCCCGCCGGGCUGCUGAGAAGAUAUUCCCACCUCUGGAUUACUCAAUGCAACCUCCUGCUCAAGAGAUAGUAUCAAGAGACUUGCAUGAUCAAACAUGGACCUUUCGACAUAUAUAUCGAGGGCAACCGAAAAGGCACCUAUUGACUACAGGUUGGAGUGUUUUUGUGUCAUCUAAAAGACUAUGUGCUGGUGAUGCUGUCCUUUUCAUAAGGGAUGAAAAGUCUCAGCUCCUCUUGGGUAUACGUCGUGCUAACCGGCAACAACCUGCCCUUUCAUCAUCAGUCAUAUCCAGUGAUAGCAUGCACAUUGGCAUACUUGCUGCUGCUGCACAUGCUGCUGCUAACAAUAGCCCUUUUACCAUUUUCUACAAUCCCAGGGCUAGUCCUUGUGAAUUUGUCAUCCCACUUGCCAAGUACAAUAAAGCCAUGUAUGCUCAAGUAUCGCUAGGCAUGCGGUUUAGGAUGAUGUUUGAAACUGAAGAGUCUGGGGUCAGAAGGUACAUGGGGACCAUCACUGGUAUCAGCGAUCUCGACCCUGCUCGUUGGAAAAACUCUCAGUGGCGUAAUCUUCAGAUCGGAUGGGAUGAAUCAACAGCUGGGGAACGCCCAUCUAGAGUUUCAAUAUGGGAUAUUGAACCAGUUGUUACUCCUUUCUACAUAUGCCCUCCUCCAUUUUUCAGACCCAAAUUUCCCAGACAGCCGGGUUUUCUUGGUGACGAGCCCGAUAUGGAGAACGUUUUUAGAAGAGGAGGCGGGAUGCCAUGGAUAGGGGAUGAGUUUGGUAUAAAAGAUGCUUCAAGCUCAAUGUUUCCCGGGUUGAGCUUAGUCCAAUGGAUGAGCAUGCAGCAGAACAAUAACCAACCUGUCGGAUUAAACCAAAACGGCUCUAUACAAGGGAAUCUGUCAGGAACUGAAAACCAGUCCAGACUGAUGAACUUCCAAUCACCAGCUUUCCCUCCACAGAAUCUUCAGUUCAACAAACCGAACCAAAUAAACCCGCAAGUUACCACUCCCCUACAACAACAGCAGCCAUCUCCGACGUGGCAUUCUUUAGCUGCCCAGCAACAACCUUCACAACUUAACCACCAGCAGCAACAACAACAGAACUUCAAUUUUAAUGGUUUAAAUAACGGGGUAGUCAACUCUAAUUCACUGCAAAACCAAAAUUUACAGCAAAACCAGAAUUUACUACAAAAUCAGAGUUUACCACAAAACCAGAAUUUACCACAAAACCAGAAUGUACACCCUCAGCAGCAGCAGCAACUGAUGAUGGGAAACAUACAGUACCCAAUGAAUCCCCAAGCGACUAUCAAAACUGCCUUCCCAAACACAUCCUUACCUCAAGAGUUGAAGUUUCAGCCAUCUCAACAACAGCCACAACAAUUACAACAAGCUUCUCCACUGCAGCAGUUGCUUCAACAAAGCAUAAUGCAGCAGCAGCAGAGGCCACAAACACAGCAGCAGCAGCAACUCUUGUCUCCGGUUAGCUCCAACACGGACCCGCUUCUGACCCAACAACAACCUAACCGUCAGCUUUCACAACCUCCCCCGCUUCUACAAUCUCCAAAAUAUGCUCGAGGCCCGCAAAAGCUGCCGAGUAUCAUCAAAGCCGCCCAUUCUGGGCUGACUGACGGGGAUAAUAAUUCCCUACGGUCAGCCUCACCCUCCACAAAUAACAGCCAGCUGUUUCCGUCUAACUUCCUGAACAGAAGCCACCAACCACCUGCAGUGGUGUUGCUGGACGACGAUCCCAUAGUUGAACCUGCAAAAAAACAUGAGAUUCAGUCAAAACGCAUGAUAUCCACCAUAGUCUCAAAAGGAACUGAUAAUAACUUGGAGGCGACCUCAUCAGCGACGUCGUAUUGCUUGGACGCCAGUGGGCUCCAGCAGAACUUCUCUUUGCCUGGAUUCUGUUUGGAUGGGGAUAUCCAGUCGAAUUCUAGGAACAGCAUGCCAUCUUCCGUGGCUAAUAUCGACAGUCUUCCGCCGGAUGCUUUGUUGUCGAGGGGUUACGACUCUGGGAAGGACAUGCAAAACUUAUUCGUAACAUACGGGAAUUCUCCUGCUAGGGAUAUUGAGACGGAGCUGUCAAGUGCCGGGAUUCAUUCUCAGUCAUUUGGUUUGCCAGAUAUGUCUUUUAAAGCUGGGUGCUCUAAUGAUGUUGCUAUCAACAAUGAGACUAGUGUGUUGAAUGGUGGGGGUCUGUGGAGUAAUCAGACUCCACGCAUGAGAACAUACACCAAGGUUCAAAAGCGGGGAUCCGUAGGAAGAACAAUCGAUGUCACACGUUACAAGGGGUAUGAUGAGCUAAGGCAGGAUCUGGCACGCAUGUUUGGGAUCGAAGGACAAUUGGAAGACCCUCAAAGAACAGAUUGGAAGCUUGUCUAUGUAGACCACGAAAAUGAUAUAUUGCUUGUUGGUGAUGAUCCUUGGGAGGAAUUUGUGAGUUGUGUACAAAGCAUAAAAAUACUGUCAACUGGAGAAGUGCAGCAGAUGAGUUUGGAUGGAGAUCUUGGGCCAGGCCCAAACCAAGCUUGUAGUGGGACUGACAGUGGUGGUGCAUGGAGAUGAUGAAACUAUACACACAAGUUACUGCUUACACAUUCUUUAAAAACAAUAUGAAAGUAUUCAAAGAUUGAGAAGCUAACUGGACUGGCCAUGCAGCCAGUGUUAAAAAGCCCCUUUCAAGAUAGUAAUGGAGCCAGCCACUGUAUCAUAUUGCUCAAUUGAGCCAUAGACUCAAACGGAGGUCUGGGAGCACUUUCAUAUGAUGAUUCUUGCUAGGAAAUGUAAAGCUGCUUUCAGUGUAGAAAGAGAGGGAGUUGUAUUAUACUCCGGUUUUUGGGGUUUAUGCACUUCCUAAGGUGUUUUUUGCCCUGAAUCCCGGGAAGGACCAUUUACUAAAGCCAUGAUAGGCCGUAUAAUGAACCUAUGUAUGUUAUGAACAGACGUUGCUUAGUAUAAUUAAGUCAUACUUCCCCAAACAUUCUCAUGUGAGUUAGCAAAUUUUUUCAAAAUCAUAUAUUGCUUAUUUUUUCAUUUUUGGUUAUUGAGUAUACAAUAAUAUUCCUCCGUUUCAUAAAAGUUGCAACAUUGGAAUUUCUGCACUAUUCACACACCUUACUUUGACUACGAUUUUCUAAUAAUAUACUACCUCCGUCCCGCUAUGAUUGUCCCAUUUUAUCUUAUCGGCCCGUCUCACUAAGAUUGUUCCAUACCAAAUUUGGUAAAGUUUGUGUGGC